AUGCUGACUUCUGAGGAGAAGGCUGCCGUCACUGGCUUCUGGGGCAAGGUGAAAGUGGAUGAAGUUGGUGCUGAGGCCCUGGGCAGGCUGCUGGUUGUCUACCCCUGGACUCAGAGGUUCUUUGAGCACUUUGGGGACUUGUCCUCUGCUGAUGCUAUUAUGCACAAUGAUAAGGUGGUAGCCCAUGGCAAGAGGGUGCUAGAUGCCUUUAGUGAUGGCCUGAAGCACCUCGACGACCUCAAGGGUGCCUUUGCUAAGCUGAGUGAGCUGCACUGUGAUAAGCUGCACGUGGAUCCUGAGAACUUCAGGCUCCUGGGCAACGUGCUGGUGGUUGUGCUGGCUCGCCACUUUGGCAAGGAUUUCACCCCGGUGCUGCAGGCUGACUUUCAGAAGGUGGUGACUGGUGUUGCCAAUGCCCUGGCCCACAGAUAUCACUAA
This is a messenger RNA of Rangifer tarandus platyrhynchus (Svalbard reindeer), 438 nucleotides long. NCBI's taxonomy places the organism in Eukaryota, Metazoa, Chordata, Mammalia, Artiodactyla, Cervidae. The record is from the annotation of a GenBank genome assembly.